This is a messenger RNA of Lymnaea stagnalis (great pond snail), 6495 nucleotides long. The record is from the annotation of a GenBank genome assembly. NCBI's taxonomy places the organism in Eukaryota, Metazoa, Mollusca, Gastropoda, Lymnaeidae.
AAAUACCGUAAUGAAACCACCACCCUACCCGCCCCACGACAGCACUUCUACUACCGUGGGCUGGUUAUAAAAACGACACAUUUUGAUAAAGACACAUUUCAGUUAGCAGAACUGGACUGGACACUUAAUUUAUUUUACAUGAUUUUUUAAAAACUUUCAGUAAGGAAAUGGCGGGCAAUGAAAAUGUGACACUCACAAAGUAAGUUAAAUUUUACCAUAACAAGACGCAAUUGUUUUUUUUUUAUUUAUUUUUAUAAAUGCCAUUAAAUAAGUCGAACAAUUAUUUUUAAUGAAAAAUAAAAAUUCCCUUAUAUUAUAAUGUUUUCGUUGUAUUUAUGCAUUGGUGAGUUACAGUUACAAACUUGAAAUGUUGUAACUUACUAACUAUUGAAAAAAUAAAUGUUUGUGAUGAAAAAAGACAAACUCUUGAUCUCUGCACUACAGAAAAGCCCUACGAUAUUAAAUACAUAUUUUAGUUUUAGAUCAGGGGGUCCCCCAUGCCACGGCCCGCGAGCCAGAUCUGGCCCUUAGAGGUCGUUAGCCCGAUCCGCCUCGCACAACCAGUUACAAAAUGGAAUCGGGCAUUGAAUUAGUCAAAAGCAGGCUCAUGGUUGAAAUAGGCUACUAAUGUUAAUUGUUAUUAAAAUUGUUCUUAUUUUAAACACUGUAUUGGUUGGUUGUUGUUGUUGUUUUUUUUAAUAGGAUAUCCGAUAUGUGCAGAUUGCUUAAGAAUUCCUUCAUAUUUUUUUCAAGCUAUAGUCCCUCCCCCAACUAUGUCUGUGGGACAGUAAAACGACUCCUGUUCAACAUGUUUGGGGACCUUAGUUUUUAAAUGUGCAUAUUCAAUGAUAAACUAUGGCCUAGUUUAUAGCAGCGAUAAGGUUAAGUUGGAGGGUAAAUAUUAAGUCAUGAAUAGCGACAGUAAUUUUAAAACCUUCACGUGAGGAUGAUGCAUUAUUCUAUGUAUAUCUCGGCACACACGGGUCGGUAGUCGGUAUCAAACUCCGUUCAUACUUUCGAGAACUUGUGUCUCGCCACUUCGCUCUUUUGGCACUGUAUAAUUAUGAACUCUUUUUUUUCUUUUUGGCGCCUUGUUUGCUCCCAUUCUCAUGUCAAUGUUUAAGGGUUUGUUGGGUUUUUUUCUAUUUUGGUUCUGUAUAAUAUUUUAUUUCUUAAAUAUGUGUAGGUGCUCCACGCAUUCGCAAUGGUUAAAUUGUUUUAGAAAGAAGAGUAGUGCGAAGGGGGCUUUCCAGCCCGGGCGCCAACUUUAGAGGGCACCCAAAAUCUUAUAUUUUUUUUUUAAUGAAAAUUUCAGACUUUUUUCUUGCGACGACCCUGAUAAAUAACUUUCCCAAAUGGUUUCGAAACUAAAUCAAGUCAGUGACGUAGGCAAGGGGAGAGUUUAAGUGGUCAAACACACCAAGCCUAAUCUUAGACCAAAUUAAGGCAGGAAAAAAAGUUUUGUUUUUUUUAAUAUAAAGAGAAGGAGAAAAAAAUGCUGGGUCAUGUUAUCAAUUAUCAUGUAUGUUAGCAAAACCCUGUAGAACAAUAUUUUAUCCCAUUAAUAAAGCUUUCCGGCGUCAGCAGCAAUCCAGUGCUUAAAAUUAUGAUCAUUUACAAACUAAAUAAGAGCAGGCCAGGAUUAACCAUUUUCAUUUAGGGGCAGCCCAUAAAGUACCCGGUACGUCUCACCUCGGAAAAAAAGAGAGAGGGGGGGGGGCGGUGAAGUCUAAGAAAGUGUGACAGCUUGUGACAACUUGGGGGGGGGGCCUAAAGAUCUUAAGUUAUGUCAUACAUUUUUUUUUUAAAUGUCAUACUUUAAAGCCUGAAAUUGUCAGUGAUGUUGAACUUUGAACUUUCUGUUACGAUGGAUGUUUUCGGGCGGAUGGUGUCCCUUUUAUCAAUCCAAGAGUUAAGUGUGUUCAAGGUUAAGUUUUAUUUAUUUUUAUUUUUUUACUAUUUUUUUUAGGUCGAAAGUGUGACGUACUUUUUGGGGUAGGGGUCUGAGAUUUGUGACAGGGUGGAGGGAGGGGUAUAAAUUGUCAAAAAAUGGUGUGACGGUCCCUUAGCAAUGUAAACACGUGCUUAGCACGUAAGUAAAAAAGGGGCAACACGAAAACACGCAUUGAAUAAAAAAAUCUAGAAGUCUUAAACAAACAAAAAAUAGAUAAAUAGCUAAAUAAGUUAGAGUCCAAACAAUUUGAAAUAAUUCUGACUAAAUGAUGUGCCGCCUCAUGUCACCUUAUCAUCCAGUGCCGGCCUAAGAAAGUUUUGAGCUAUAGGCAAGAACAAAAAGUACCUUACCGCCUCUUAGUAAAUGUUAUUCAGUCCCCUAUUUUAACUAAUUGUUAUAAAAAUCUACAUUUUCCAUUAAUUUUUUAGUAAAACAUCUAAAUGGUGAAAAAGGUUUUUUUAUUAUAAUUUUUUUUAAACUGAACUAUGUUAAACUCAAAUUCUUAAGUUGACAAGUCUGUCAUAGUGUUCAGAGUAGGUUUGUUAUAUGUUAUCAAAUAGUUAUUAAAUAUUUAUUUGAAUAAAAAAUAUGCUUUUCUUGCUGACGCAGAAGCAAAAUCCUGAAUUAUUUCAGACAUAUCCAACUCUUCUGCCAUCGUUCUUUCUGUGGGUAUUGUAGCUAAACCAGCCAAACGAUCUUGGAAAGUGAUACAGCUGGUAGUGUGAUUGUUUAAACCCCCAUGAUUUUGACAUCAUCAACCCAUCUGCCACGCGAGAUCUUCUGACCUUUGCCCCGUGACAAUAACUGCGUUGCAAUUUACACCAAAAAUAGUCUUUCUGGAAUUCGAUGAUGUUUAUUCUACUUAUUGUAUUAUAUUUAUUAAUUGAGUUAAGGGUGUGGCGGAGGGUAACAUUCUUCGUCAACCCAUGGUAAGUAUCAAAGGAGUAAAGCCACGAUAUUUGCACGAAUUUGCGUCUUUCGUUUGUUUUGUUUUUUAAUCUAUGUUCUUGUGAUCCCCAGAGAGGCACCACCAAAUUAUACCAAGGAUAAACACGAACAAAGCACCGCCCCAUCAAUAGGCGCACCCCCCCUGAGACCCCCGCAGUCACUGUCGCUACCCCAUGCAGGUGUGCCUCCACCAUGCCCCUCGGGGCCCUCGCAACCACCUCACAGCAGCUACACCAUCACCACGAAUGCGUCCAACCCGAUGCGAACGGCAGGCAUUGGUGAAAAGUCCGUCGUGGAGGCAUAUCUUCUCGCCGUGUCCCCUCUGGGUGUCCUUGGCGCCCACCACUUCUAUCUCCAGAGGUACUACUGGGGGAUCCUUUACUUCUUCACAAUCGGUCUCAUGGGAUGUGGCUACAUCAUCGACUGGUUCCGCGUGCCUUGUCUGGUCAGGCAAGCAAACUCAAGAAGGUCGCGAAGUUCCGACAACUCAGAAGAACCUAAAACUGUCUCAGACGCCUACACACUGUGGUUUCCUUUCGGUCUGUUGGGAUUUCACCAAUACUACCUCGGCAAUUAUGCAUGGGGCGUGGUGUACACUUGCACUCUGGGAUUGUUCGGGAUAGGCUGGCUUGUCGAUGCUUUCCGUAUUCCCUAUUUGGUGAAGUCGGCAAAUGAAGAAAUGCUGCUUUCCCCCAGCGGUCGAGAGAAGCAACUCUGCGCAGCUUACGCCAUCGGCCUGACGCCUUUGGGAAUUCUGGGUGCUCACCAUUAUUAUCUUAACCGACCGAUCUGGGGCAUCGUCUACACAUUCACACUCGGUCUUAUGGGUCUUGGCUGGAUCUUUGACUGGAUCCGUAUGACCUGGCUUGUAUCGCGUGCUAACCAAGUCAUCAAGGGCCGCCGCGCCGACGACACCAGGACAGUGGACGACGCCUACAUCUUGUGGCUGACGUUUGGACUAAUCGGCUUCCAUCAUUUUUACCUCGGCCGGCCACUGUGGGGUCUUCUUUAUUUCUUCACCCUCGGUCUGCUGGGGAUGGGCUCGCUGAUAGACAUGUGCAGGAUCCCUUUCCUGGUGAAGCAGGUGAAUAAGGAAAAUGAAGAGAAACGUCGCAUCUUGACUAGUCAAUUAGAAGAAUUGAAAAGGCAGUCAUUGGGCCAAGGGACAUCAUUUCCGGUAACCGCGUACAUGCAAGGUACAAUAAGUGAGUGCAUUGUCAAAAUGCUUACAUGUUGUGAUUGUUCAUUGUUUAAACGAUUUUUUGCUAAUUUAAAGUUUCAUAAUUGUUUUAUGUAAUGAAAAGAAUUUUUAAAAACAAACUCAGCCCUCGAAUAUUUCGAAAAAAAUGUUGUUCCAUUUCAAUAAUCUCUGAAACUACAUAGUAUAUCCCGUGUACAGGUGUCACGUGAAGUGCAAUGAGUUUCAAAUUCUCCCUUAUUGUUAAUGUUAUUAAUCCCUAGUCCUAUGUAAUUGUAACACGGUGAUUUCACUAACCGUGUGCUCCAGUAAGAUAACGACGAUACAACUCAUACUUGUAUUCACAGGCUAUCAAAACUACGGCGUGGCCAACCCAGGAGCAUACACCCCAACCAACCCGCCCUUCCCAGGACCAGAGCCACUCCACCAUUAUCAGGGAGCAUACAACCCAAGCCCACAGGCACAGUUCCCACCUCAUGGACCGUUCAUGACUUAUCAACAGAGUGGCCAUGGCCCAAGUGGACCAGUCCCCGGGUACAGUGGCGAUGGCUUCUACCCGCCAGCCUACAACUAUUACAACCCUGGCAGCGUCCCCCAAACCUCCACCGCGGGCGAUGUCAAUCCGCCACCGUAUAUGCCCAGGGAACAGGAGGCGACCCAAGAUCCAGGGGCGUUGCCGGAAAAGCAUCAGAUUAAAUAAAAGUUUCACCGCAUAGAUCAAAUGGUCAUGAGGCUGUUGACUAACAAAGAUAUAUUCUUUGCUACAAACAAAAAAGGGAAGUCGUCCUUACCUGUCGUACCAGUACGAAAAUGAUUUGCAAAGCUAAACAUUUGUUAAAACAACAAAUUAUGGUUAUCUUGUUUAGGAAAUUAGAUGUUAUAAUUAAUUGUUAAAAUUUGGACAGCAUCAUACUUAAAAAAAGAUUCUUUCUUUCUGGUUUUAAUGGUGUGUUAUUCUGGUUCUAGGUUAUGGUACUGAAAAAUUUCCAGUCAACACCUAGAUAGACCCAUCAAUGACCAAUAUAAAUAGUCUGUAAAUAUUUCAGCAAAUAAAACAUACAGCCGAUGAGCAUAGAGAACAAAAAGAGUUGGAAAAUUCUUUUUUAUUACGGUACCUAUAGAAAACUCAUCUUUACUAUGAUUUUAGGAUCAGGAGAAAGAAAGUAAUUCAAUGCAUAAGUAUAAGUAGACCUGAAGAGUGCCUUAACCUUCUAAGAUACUUCACAGUUUUUAUUAAGUAGCCUCUCCCAUCCACCAUUUUAUUUAUUUACUAAAUUUUUUACCAUGAAUUAGCACUUGGGGGUGGGUGCAUGGGCGCCCGCAGGUAGGGGCAAGGUGGGGCACUUGCCCCCCCCCCCCCUGGAUUGAUUGGAUAAACAAUUUUUAGACAAAAAUAGACAAAUAAAUUAUUAAAGUUAAGAGAAAAUAAAGAGAAAGUAACUAAGCUGAUGUCCUGUCCGUUCGUUCACCAUACAAAUACGCUACAGUAAAUUAAAACUAUAUUAAAACAUUACUAAAAAUUUUUUGCCCCCCUUGGAAAGUUAAUCGACUUUUUUGCCCCCCCCCCCCACCCUAGAAAGUUUUCUGCGGGCGCCCAUGGGUGGGUGUGUGUGUGUAAUGUGGGUAGAACCGCUUGACAAUCCAGUGAUUAAACGACGACCCUCGGGGGUCCACUGAAAUGAGGGGGAGAACCUAGAAGGUUUUCUGCGGGCGCCCAUGGGUGGGUGUGUGUGUGUAAUGUGGGUAGCAUCAUUCAAAGGGUGGUUGCUGCAGUGAGAAUCAGAGGGUGGUUGCUGGAAUGAGAAAACUAAUUUUAAUGUAAGUGACCAUUAUUUAUGUGUCUUUAUCAGAGGGGGGACACACACUUUUUUAAAAAUAUGUAACUUAGUAUACAGUUUGUAAACCACUGAAUUAGUCUGUAAACAGAAAAUGAAAGUAGUAGAAUACAAUGUUUACUAAAAUCUCUUGAAAUGAUAAUUGAUAUUAGAUGUGUAUGUGUAAAUAUCUACUUCUUUAAAAUAAAGUUUUUGGAAAGUGUUUUCGAUUUACUAGUUUUAAAUACAAUUAUUUCCCAAAUUGUAUAAAUAAUGUAACAGUGACUGAUACGAAAUGUACAGCUAAAUGAUAAUUUUCAGUGACUCUUAUAAUUUAAGAUGAAAUAAGAGAAAAUGAGAAACGAAAAGCACUCUUUAAAGUAACAUCUUUUUAUGUCAAUCAAUAUCAAACAUGUAAGAAAUCCAAUGAAACCCAAAUGUAACCACAUUAUCCACAAAAAGUCUUUGCAUCAUUAAAAACUAAAACCUUUACAAAUCAAAAACAUAUUUGGACAAUUAUUAAUUCAUAUUCUCAUUCAUAACAACUAAUCAAUUAUAGUUUAUUAAAAAGCAAGAAAAGU